Musca domestica (house fly) is the source of this 3310-nucleotide messenger RNA. RefSeq lists its product as uncharacterized. Lineage: Eukaryota; Metazoa; Arthropoda; Insecta; Diptera; Muscidae. The record is from RefSeq and is a predicted model, not a curated record. Gene Ontology annotation, molecular function: ligand-gated monoatomic ion channel activity. The transcript is spliced from 8 exons. Bases 38 to 1993 code for a protein of 651 amino acids. Gene Ontology annotation, cellular component: membrane.
UUUGAAAAUACAGGAUCUAUAGAUUUAAGUGAGCGCAAUGUUAGCAGCGGAAGCCAGUCACUGGUCAACUGUUAUAAAUAUUAUAUUGCAAUUAUAUUUUUCGGACUUAACAACAACCUGUGUAUUGUGGAACAAAGAUUUUGACCUGCAUGGUACAUCUUUUGUAAAUUUUAAUGUUGUGCUUAUUAUCAAUCCAUGGAACUUGAAUGACACCUUUUCGAAGGACAUCUACAAUUUUGAGAAACAAGAUAAUCAAUUGAGUAACGAUGGAAUUUAUUUUGAUGAUUGGAUAAAGAAAUUUGUGGCAGCUAUAUCACACACACAUUGCGAGGGUUUUGUGGUUUUUCAAGAUGAUAUUCCUAGAUUUGCCCAUACCUAUCGCAAGGCCAGUGUUUAUUCCCUGUGGAGGUCGUUUGAACCGAAAUUUUUAUUUGCUUAUACAAAGGAGAAACUAACGGAAGAUUAUUUUCAGGAUUUAUUGUUUAAGAAUAUCGCAAAUAUAUUAGUUAUCGAGACGGAUUUUAAAAAUGCCACCCAGUUUUAUAUUAAAACCAAUAAAUUUGUUGGCUCAUUGUUCGAAAAUCCAAAUGAAUUGAUUGAUGUCAGUGUGUUCAAUGCUAUAGAGGGAACUUUUGAACCUACUGUGGAUUUAUAUCCCCGAAACAAAUUACAAAAUUUACAAGGAAGAGAAAUUAUUGUUGGCGCAUUUGAUUAUCGUCCAUUUGUGGUGGUUGAUUUUAAUCGUUUACCCUUGUACUAUGAUCAUGCGGAGGACAAUCCACGACAUUUGGUCCACAUUGAUGGCACAGAAAUGCGCAUCGUUCAUACAUUUUGUGAACUCUACAAUUGCAGUGUUCAGGUGGAUACAACCGAGAAAGAAGAAUGGGGAACUCCAUAUCCGAAUUAUACUUCUGAUGGAAUGAUUGGUACGAUUAUCGACGGGAAGACUCACAUGGGCAUGGGAGCAAUGUAUGCAUGGUACAUGGCAUAUAAAUCCAUCGAUCAAACAACUUUUCUCGGCAGAUCAGGUGUAACAUGUCUUGUUCCGGCGCCAUCUCGCAAAACCCGCUGGACACUGCCUAUUAGACCAUUUCCGUAUAGUCUCUGGUUGGCUGUAAUAUUCUGCUUGUGUUGGGAAACGGUGGCUUUAUGUUUGACAAGAUUCUUCGAAGAUCGGGUGGUGGUGCGACAAAAUAAUGCCUCCAUAUGGUCAAGUAUACAGUUUGCAUAUGUCACCACAUUGAAAUUGUUUAUAUCGCAGAGUUCACGUUAUGUUGUAAGGUCGCAUACGGUAAGGACAAUUCUGUUUGCUUGCUACAUGAUUGAUAUCAUUGUGUCGAGCAUUUAUGCAGGAGGAUUAUCGGCCAUCUUGACAAUACCCGACCUUACAGAAGCGCCCGAUUCUGUUGCGCGUCUAUACAGCCAUAAUCUGACCUGGACAUCUACAUCGUAUGCCUGGAUAACCUCAAUAGUAGAUGAAGGCGAUGGACCAAAGGAUCCAAUCUUUCACCGCAUUUUGGCCAACUAUCGCAUCAACAGUAUGGAUGAAAUGCGCUCAAAGGCUAAAACCGAAAAUAUGGGUUUCGCCCUGGAACGCAUGGCAUUUGGUCAUUUUGGAAAUGGUGAUUUCUUUACACCUGAAGCCCUGCAGCAUCUUAAGCUUAUGGUUGAAGAUAUCUAUUAUUCGUUUACUGUGGCCAUGGUACCACGCAUGUGGCCUCACUUGCCAAAAUACAAUGAUCUAAUAUUGGCCUGGCAUUCGUCGGGCCUCUCAAAAUAUUGGGAAUGGAAAAUUGUCGCCGAAUAUAUGAAUGCCAAUGAACAGAAUCGAGUUCAGGCCUCUAUGUAUAAUCACAUUGAUGUGGGGCCAGUUCAGUUAGAUGUAGAUAAUUUUGCUGGUUUCAUAGGUCUAUGGAUUGCGGGCAUAUUUAUGAGUAUAUUGGUUUUUAUAGGAGAGUGGAUUUGUUAUUGGUGGAAUAGAAACCAAAUUUAGGAAGAAGUCUUUGUGUCAGCAAUAUAUGGUGUAUUGUUAUUUUAAAUAACAAUAGAAUUAAGAAGUGUUAGCAAAAUGAGAUUUUAUGUGGGCAGAAAAGACGUAUACCUAAAUACGAGUACAGCGCAAAUGUUAGAAGUAUUAUUUACAAUUACACAGUGGUCCAACAUGUUUGAGAAGGUGCAACAAAAAUCUGUCUAUACAAUUAAUCGAUCUGUUUUUUUAGAUUAGCUUUAUAAUGAGUAAAAAAUAAUGCAAUUAGAAAAUUGUGGAAAUUGGUCAAAGUUUAGACAUAGUCCCCACAUAUUGCGGUACCCUCCGAUUUAAAGAAAUUUGAAGAUUUAGUACAUAUUUUACUGAAAUUUACUGAAGUUUGGUAUCUGUUAUUAAUGUUAAUGUUAUUAAUGAAUAUCCGAUGUCCUAGCAAAGUGAUGUUAAUAUGGGUCCACAAUUUGAUAUAGCCCCCAUAGAAACCUACCCCCGUUUUUACUUCUUUGUACGGUUUCAACCACAUAUUUUCAAUCGAUUUUGUCGAAAUUUUACAUUUAUGUUUGGGAUCGGGAAACAAAUUGAUUGAUGAAUUGAUAACAAAAAUUGUCAACACUGAACAUGUUUUUCAUAUAGCUCCCAUAGAACCCCACCUCCGAUGUGAGGGAACUUCAAGAUUUUGGCAAAUAGUUUCCACAGAUUUUGAUGUAAUUUAGCAUUUUGGUUCCUGAAUACUAUAUAUACAUUCUUUCAAAAAAUUAUGUAGAAAUGUUACCCUUUGGUAUAUCCACCCUAAGAAAGUACUUCCACAUUUGCAGUAUUUUAAAGUUUAAAGUGACGUUUUGAAACACGAGUAUGAUUCACAUAUGCAGAUAUAUGCACCAUUUUCAGCAUUAUGAGAGUCUCAAGGAAUGCCCUAUCUGGUAGAACUUAAUGUAUUAUUUUAACAGUGUUUUGUAAAAAAUGCUAAAAGAGGGGAAACUCUAAGAGUGUUCUUCCACUGCAGUUAGAAGUGAAAAUAUGAAUAUGGUUUUGAGUAAAGACUAUCGAUAGGACCAUUAACACUAACAUUCGGUGUAAUUUAAUAUUGGAACUGACAAUACUGCAAUGAGUACUUUAAGUUUCUCCAAAAUCCUGAUAAAAUAAUUCCACAUUCUCUGCUUUCGGUUGCCAAAUGCGGUCUUAAAGUUAAGAAAUAUUUUUGGAAUAUUAAAAAUUAAUAUGCUAAGAGAAUAUUUGCAGCGCUAAAGUAAACAUUUGUUGUAUUCAGGUUUUUGAUGGUUGUCAUGAUUUGGGACCACUGUUCAUUAUCUUGAACACAAACGCACU